This is a messenger RNA of Gallus gallus (chicken), 4098 nucleotides long. RefSeq names its product kinesin family member 23 (gene KIF23). Gene Ontology annotation, biological process: microtubule-based movement. The record is from RefSeq and is a predicted model, not a curated record. NCBI's taxonomy places the organism in Eukaryota, Metazoa, Chordata, Aves, Galliformes, Phasianidae. The transcript has 22 exons. Bases 47 to 2629 code for a protein of 860 amino acids. Gene Ontology annotation, molecular function: ATP hydrolysis activity; microtubule motor activity; microtubule binding. Gene Ontology annotation, cellular component: nucleus; microtubule; kinesin complex.
GGCAGCGCGGAGUUCGGGUCUUGUAGGUGGUCGCCGUCUCCGCACCAUGAAGGGGGUUAGGGCCAAGAUGCCGCGGAGGCCGGCGCUGAAGAAGCCGUCGCCGCCCGGCCCGAAGGACCCCGUGGGGGUGUACUGCAGGGUGCGGCCGCUGGGCCGCCCGGACCAGGAGUGCUGCAUUGAGGUGAUCAACGAGAGCACGGUGCAGAUCCACCCGCCCGACGGAUACAGGAUAUUCCGCAACGGGGAGUACCGGGAGAUGCAGUAUUCAUUUAAGGAAGUGUUUGGUACCCUUGUUGCUCAGAAGGAGCUUUUUGACGUAGUGGCUAAACCUCUCGUGGAAGAUCUCAUUCGUGGGAAAAACGGUCUCCUUUUUACAUAUGGGGUGACAGGCAGUGGGAAAACCCACACUAUGACAGGAUCUCCUGGUGAUGGAGGACUUCUCCCACGGUGUUUGGCUAUGAUCUUCAACAGCAUAGGACCGUUCCAGGCCAAGAGAUUUGUUUUUAAGCUUGAUGACAAGAAUGGUGUGGAUGUUCAGUGUGAAGUAGAUGCUCUGUUAGAGCGACAAAAAAGAGACGCCAUGCCUGUUCCCAAAACUCCUUCUGGCAAGCGACAGAUAGAUCCAGAGUUUGCUGAUAUGAUCAACGUGCAAGAUCACUGCAAAGUGGAAGAAGUCGAUGAAGAUAAUGUCUACAGUGUCUUUGUUUCUUACAUCGAGAUCUACAACAACUACAUUUAUGACCUCCUGGAAGAGACUCCAUUUGACCUGAUAAAACCCAAACCUCCACAAUCCAAAAUACUUCGUGAGGACCAGAAUCACAACAUGUAUGUCACAGGAUGCACAGAAGUAGAGGUGAAAUCCACGGAAGAAGCUUUUGAAGUCUUUUGGAAAGGGCAAAAGAAGAGGCGCAUUGCAAACACUCAGCUGAAUCGAGAAUCUAGUCGAUCUCAUGGAGUUUUCAUUAUCAAGUUGGCUCAGGCACCUCUGGAUGCAGAUGGAGAUAAUGUGCUGCAGGAGAAGGAACAGAUCACUUUAAGCCAGCUGUCCUUAGUUGAUCUAGCUGGAAGUGAAAGGACUAAUAGAACAAAAGCUGAAGGGAACAGGUUGCGAGAAGCAGGUAAUAUUAAUCAGUCAUUAAUGACAUUAAGAACAUGUAUUGAAGUUCUACGGGAAAACCAGAUGUAUGGAACAAACAAGAUGGUGCCCUACAGGGAUUCCAAACUGACUCAUCUCUUCAAGAACUAUUUUGAUGGCGAAGGGAAAGUGCGUAUGAUUGUAUGUGUUAAUCCUAAAGCUGAGGACUACGAGGAAAGCCUGCAAGUCAUGCGUUUUGCAGAGAUGACACAGGAGGUGGAGGUUGCAAGGCCUGUCGAUAGACCCCUGUGUGGUUUAACACCGGGACGGCGCUUCAGGAACCAGGCCUUCAGAGAGGAGCUGGCACAGAAACUGGAGAUUCGAGGCGGCCCAAUUAGUGGAGAAACAGAAGAGCAAUCUGCUUCAGAAAUACUUCUGCAGAACUUUCCUCCCCUGCCUUCGUGUGAGCUAUUGGAUAUUAAUGAUGAUCAAACUCUUCCAAAGCUUACUGGAGUCCUGGAAGAACGCCACAAACUACGACAGAAGUUGUCAGAGGAGUUUGCCAAAAAUGUGCUUACAUUUAAAACUAUACUGCGAGAGCUUGAUUCCAGCGUUAUGUCCAAAGAAAACCAUUUUCAAGGGAAACUGUCUGAGAAAGAGAAAGUAAUAACAGGACAGAAAACGGAGUUAGAACGCCUGGAGAAGAAAAUUAAAACUCUGGAAUACAAGAUUGAGAUUUUAGAGAAAACUGCUACAAUUUAUGAAGAAGAUAAGCGUCAUCUUCAGCAAGAACUAGAGAGCAAGAGCCAGAAACUGCAACGUCAGGCUUCUGACAAGCGUAGGUUGGAGGCACGGCUGCAAGGCAUGGUUGCUGAAACAACCAUGAAAUGGGAGAAGGAGUGUGAGCGGCGUGUAGCAGCAAAGCAGCUGGAAAUGCAGAACAAACUUUGGGUCAAAGAUGAAAAACUGAAGCAGCUGAAGGCCAUUGUUACUGAACCAAAGAAUGAAAAGCCAGAGAGGCCUUCACGGGAGAGAGACAGAGAGAAGCCUAUUCCGAGAUCAGUCUCUCCAACACCAGUACCUAAUGCACCUCCAGUUCGUCUCAGGCACAGACGGUCGCGCUCAGCUGGGGAGAGAUGGGUAGAUCAUAAGCCACCUUCUAAUCUGCCCACUGACACAGUCAUGCAGCCACAUGUCCCUCAUGCCAUCACAGUAGCAGCUGCAAGUGAAAAGGCACUAGCUAAGUGUGACAAGUACAUGCUGACGCACCAGGAGCUAGCCUCUGAUGGGGAGAUUGAAACAAAACUAAUUAAGGGUGAUGUUUUCAAAACCAGAGGUGGUGGACAGGCUGUGCAGUUCACAGAGAUAGAGACCCUAAAGCAAGAAUCUCCAACUGGUCGAAAGAGAAGAUCAUCACCUUCCAAUGCUGAUCCACCGGAGGAUGCUGCAGACUCUGAAUGGACUGAUGUGGAAACCAGAUGUUCUGUGGCAGUGGAAAUGAGGGCAGGAUCUGCCCUUGGACCUGGAUAUCAGCAUCAUGCUAUGCCCAAAUAGGUGCUGGCAAUGCUGUGGAAGUCACCUGUUCAACUCAGGGGAAGACAAUUUGCAGUUUUGCAAGACGUUUACAGGGAGGAGAGAGGGCUGGAGAGGUAAAGAGGUUUCUACAAAGCCAAAGCAAACCAAACUGAUUAUCUUCAGAAUCAAAAUAGUAAGAAUUAGUAAAACACAGGUUCUCAUCUCUCGCGUGAUGUGUAUUAUUUGUACGUAAAGGCUUUAGAACUGCAGUGGCAAGGUGUUCUGGGGAGUCUCAGAAAUGAGUAGUUCGUGUUCUGGGUAAGGUCACAGAUGUCUGUUGCUGUGUUGAUGUGCACUCCAUCACGCUUCUCACGGAGCCUUUUCAGGGUGGCUGCUGCUACUGGCAGCCUUGCUGCAGCCUUACAGCACUGCAGUCAAUCCUGUAGUUUUCCUGUGUAUUGAACUGCAACUUCUAUUUAUUUAGCGUUAAUACAUUGAAAUAAAACUUUGUUUUAAGCCCGUGGCUAUUUUAAAAACAUGAAAACAGAAUUAAUCUGUUUCUGGAUAAAUAAACUCUUUGCUUGUAGCAUUUCUUAGCACAGGAGGUACAUGAAAUUUAUGCAUACAGAGAGCAGGUAAAUGGGUUAUUGACUGCUGUUACAGAGAACGACUGCUGUGGAAGAUCUGAAAGUUGUUUGAUUGCCUUUUUUUCUUGUAGGCGAAGAAAGCCAUGAACUUAACGUACUGCUGCGUUGGAAUCUUGUUGACUUUUAUCAGACUUACCUGCUGCCAGUGAUAAACUAACUGCUUUGUUAUCACUACAAGCUUGUAUUUUUUUUAUACUGGCCUAUGCUAGGCAAUGGUUACAUGGAAAAUCCUUUUUGCAAACCCGAAGAAGCGUAUGAGUGGGUGCAAAUGCUUUCAGUGGACAGGGGGAGGUUCUACCAUUGCACGCUGUGGACUUCUGAAGAAAUCCUUCUGUCUUGUAUGUAUGAAGCCCUCGUUAUUAAGCUGUACCUUUAUAGAGUAACGACACAAGGCUUCUGCCUUGCAUGUUUUUCAGCUCUUUAUAGGAUGUACUUGUACUCUGGUCACUAUCCCUUUCUUGUCAGGCCCUCUGUUUUGAAGAGGUGUAAAUGCUGCAAUUUAUUCUGAUGCAGUAACGCACUUUAAGAGUGUUCCUAUGCCAUUUCAUAAAUUACUAUAGCCAGCAGCAGCUUGGUAAUGUACAUUUCUUCUUGGAAGAAUUACCUUUAAUUAUUUAAUAUACAAAUCAGCUUGUGAAAACAACUUCAAUCUCAGUCUUCUAGUCUUCAUGGUAACAAAACGAGAGUACCAAGAUGAUGAGUAAUAAUGACUUGACAUCAUGGCUACUUUAUUUUGUAGUGCGAGUAAUUAAGUAUUUUACACCUGUAGAUAUGGGGUAAAAGGGUAACGUGCUCACAGAUAUGGUGAGGACCUUAUAUACAUGGCUCUGCAAGCAUGUUAAAAUAAAUACUCUUAUUCAA